Ipomoea triloba (trilobed morning glory) is the source of this 1237-nucleotide messenger RNA. Its product is annotated as 50S ribosomal protein L18-like. The coding region runs from base 461 to 847 and encodes 128 amino acids. The record is from RefSeq and is a predicted model, not a curated record. Lineage: Eukaryota; Viridiplantae; Streptophyta; Magnoliopsida; Solanales; Convolvulaceae. Gene Ontology annotation, biological process: translation. Gene Ontology annotation, cellular component: ribosome. Gene Ontology annotation, molecular function: 5S rRNA binding; structural constituent of ribosome. The transcript is spliced from 2 exons.
GCCGGUCUAGCCAAACCUGCCAUUCUCCCCUCAAAUCCCUAGUUCUCACUUCUCACUCCUCACUCGGUCACUCCUUCUCCACGGUUUUAUUUCUCUCGCCAUUCUCGGCUCUCUCCUUCUCCAGGAUUCCACUCCACAGGCCACAGCCAGAAUCUCUCAUUCUCUCCUUCUCCGCGAUUCCCUUCUCAAAUCUCAGUUCUCACAGACCACCAUUAAACGGCCUGACAGUGACGGAUUUCCACUUCUCCGACUCUAAUCUCCGACGCCCUCAGUUUUCCACGUCUCCAGUUCUCCGUCCACCGACGCCAACGCCCUCGCUUAUUCUCCGCCGCUCACACUCUCUCUGGUUUUCCGCCUCUCACCCCCUUUGGCCCUCAGUGACUCUCACAGCCUCUCCGUCCGGCUCUCUGACUUCUCACACUCGAGUCUCGACUUCGCCCCCGCUCAGUCACUUCCGAGUAUGGUGGUGCUGAAGAGGUAUGUUUUGCGAUUGUUCAUAUCUUUGAAGUACAUAACUGCAAAUGUAGUAGACAGGAAUAAUGGUCGGAUAGUUGCAACAGCAUCUAGUGUUGAACAAUCACUCAAGAACUCAUUUGAAUGUGGGCGGACCUGCAAUGCCAAGGCUGCAGCAGCUGUGGGAGAAGUAUUGGCGAUGCGCCUUAAAGUGGAUGGCCUUGAUCAGGGAGGGGGAAGCGGAAUCCAUGUCAACGUAAACAAGGAGGUUGAGAAGAAGGGUUUCAAGAACCGCACAAAGGUCUGGGCUAUAGUAAAUGGCCUUAAGAACAACGGAGUUAAACUUGUCUUGGAUGAUGACGCUUUUCAUGAAGCUUCCGGCCCAAGCAAUUGAUGAACCGCGUAAACCCCCAUGUUUCAAAUGCCGAGGAACGUUAACCCCAAACUUGGUGCAAACUUGCAUAUAGUGCUACCUAACUAACUUGUGUUAGUUUCUACACUGAAUCUUUAUUACACUGAUGAUGUUUUGGGAUCUAAGAGAGUUGACCCCAAUAAGGCCUAACCCCACUGCUUUGCUUACUUUUAAGUAAUGAUGGGUGAUUCUUUUUCCAAAUAUCCAAAAAAAGAAAAAGGAACCAAGAAAAUCCUUUUUCACAAAGUGAAAGUAAACACUGCUAGUCAAAGAGACCAUAAAAGCUAUAGAGCAGCCAUGUUGCUUUUUCUGUUAUUGAUUCAGCCUCAAAAGUGAAGCUACUUAAAGUUGAAAUAUACAGUCCCUUCUUUA